Molecule: messenger RNA, 1077 nt
Organism: Aspergillus niger
Lineage: Eukaryota; Fungi; Ascomycota; Eurotiomycetes; Eurotiales; Aspergillaceae
Exons: 3
Coding region: 1-1077 (358 amino acids)
Cellular component (GO): mitochondrion
Molecular function (GO): oxidoreductase activity
Source: RefSeq, a predicted model, not a curated record
AUGAGCUCCCCGACAAACCGGAAGGGCUCACUGCCCCAUCAAUUGCGUACCGCUGCCGAACCCCGCCAGAACCGACUGUACAAUGUCCGGCUGUCGCAUGUCGAACAGGCCAAUCCUUUCGUGCGGCUACUACAGCUGACCAUACCCCCGGAGGUCCAGAAUGCCGAAGAUGAAGGUCAGGAAGUGGAAGAAUUAGCCAAUCCCCAACAACCUCUAACAUUCCUUCCGGGUCAAUGGCUCGACGUUCAUAUCCCUUCUAUCCCCAAUGCAGGCGGCUUCAGCAUUACCUCCACUCCAGCCGACGCACAAGUCCUCCCAUCCCUAGAAUCUCCCGCGGAGGCAAUCACAACCGACGAAACCGACGUUCCACCCAUCGACCCGCGCGGUCGGCCACCCUACGUAGAGUUAGCUGUGCAAUAUGCGCCCUCCAACCCAGCCAGCGCAUGGCUCUGGCGACCGGCGGAUGAGAUCCUUGGCACGGAACUUAGUAUCCGCGUCGGAGGGAGUUUUGUAUGGCCUCCGUCUUCAAACGUGGACUUAACGAAAGUUCGGAAUGUAGUUUUCGUGGCAGGCGGGGUAGGGAUCAACCCACUAAUGUCCAUGCUAUCGCAUCUGAACAAUGGCGACGAGAUAGCUCUCCCUCACCCGUCAUUCAAUAUUCGAUUUCUGUACUCAACGAAACUCCCACGGAAAGAAGAAGGAACAGUAACCGGGAGUGGUGGUGGUGGCAGUAAUAGUCUGGAGCAAAUAUUGUUCCUUUCACGUCUACGACAGAUCAUUGCGUCGCAGUCACAAAUUUGUCGAUUGCAGAUUAGUUUAGACCUUUUCAUCACCGAUCCUGGUUUGGAUCAAAGUUCUCUUACUGGUUCUGCGGAAUCUGAUGAUCUGACCCUGCAUAUGAGGAGGAUUAAUCGGGAUGAUUUACGCAAGGCGAUCAGUAAUCCUGAUGGUAGUAUUGAGGCGGCAGAGACUGUGUGUUAUGUGUGUGGUCCGCCUGGGAUGACUGAUGAUGUGGUCGGCAACCUUGAGGGCUUUCUUGGGGAUAAGGAGCGCGUGUAUUAUGAAAAGUGGUGGUAA